UUUGACCGAUACUUGGCCAUCUGUCGGCCUCUCCACUAUCCCACCAUCAUGAGCAAUCGUCUCUGCACAAUCUUGGUGGUCCUCUGCUGGGUGACUGCCUUCCUCUGCUAUCCAGGGCCUAUCUAUUUUAUCACUCAACUCCCCUUUUGUGGCCCCAAUAUCAUUGACCACUUUGUCUGUGACCCUGGUCCUCUCCUGGCCCUGUCCUGUGUUCCUGCACCUGGAAUUGAACUUUCCUGUUCCUUAUUGAGUUCAGUCAUUAUCUUCUUCACCCUUUUCUUCAUCCUUGCCUCCUACAUCCUGGUCCUCAGAGCAGUAUUUCGUGUGCCCUCAGCUGCUGGAAGGCGCAAGGCUUUUUCCACCUGUGGUUCUCACCUAGUCGUGGUGUCUCUCUUCUAUGCAACACUGAUGGUGAUGUACAUCAGCCCUAACUCUGGGAAUCCAGCUGGGACACAGAAGGUUGUAACCUUGAUCUACUCCUCCUUGACCCCACUUGUAAACCCACUCAUCUACAGUCUCCGGAACAAAGACAUGAAGGCGGCCUUGAGAAAAAUUAAGAUACUCACUAAAAUUAGUCAAAAUUCAUGA
Messenger RNA from Ictidomys tridecemlineatus (thirteen-lined ground squirrel), 588 nucleotides. Its product is annotated as olfactory receptor 11H6. Gene Ontology annotation, cellular component: membrane. Lineage: Eukaryota; Metazoa; Chordata; Mammalia; Rodentia; Sciuridae. Gene Ontology annotation, biological process: G protein-coupled receptor signaling pathway. The record is from RefSeq and is a predicted model, not a curated record. Gene Ontology annotation, molecular function: olfactory receptor activity; G protein-coupled receptor activity.